AUGGACCUUCUCCCGCCUCUUGGCAGGGAUGUCAUGGCCGCUGUCGUCCCCACUUUUAAGGUCUUUGGCGAUCUUUUGCGACAACCUGAGCGCUUGGCCCUUCUCCAAGCUACUAGGAGGGAAGAGCAUCGCUACGGUGAUCAUCCGCGGCAAAUUCUUGAUUUGUACUGUCCAUCAAAGGACCUGAGUCUGUUCACUGAAGGCGAAAAUGCCAGGCAACAAGGACGGCCAGUGUUCGUCUUCAUCUAUGGUGGGGGAUUUGCGAGGGGCGACCGGAUCGAGCCUGCAAUCGACGGCGAAGUGGUAUAUAAAGGGUUGGGAUAUUUUAUGGCAGAACAGUUAGGGUAUGAUACCGUCAUCAUGGACUAUCGCCUUUUGCAGCACGGUGCGACUUUCAACAGUGGUGGGGAGGAUCUUGAUUUGGUGGUGACUUGGAUCGAGAAUAAUCUCUGCAAAAAGAAUGAUAGAGAACCCAGCAGGGUUACAACGCGUGAAAUGGUCAUCAUGGGAAACUCGGCCGGCGGCGUGCACUUGACUUCGUGGCUUUUCGACGAUGCGUUCGCGAGCACAAGAAAGAGAUUUGUGAAAAAUCCAUCGAAUUUACGCCUGAAAGCGGCGGUGGUUCUGAGUUCUACAAUGCUAUUAGACCCAAAUAUUCCAGCGAUGCGGUCCACCUUGCUAGGAUAUUAUGGGACUGAGGAAGAUGUCGUUAGGAAAUCGCCUCUCAACUUGAUGAGCAGCGCUACAUCGGCAAAAUCUGGUGACACGCCGGAGCAUAGUGAGAAAAAGUCAUGGCCACAUAUCUUGCUCAUCACGACAGAAUUUGAUCCGGAAUUCGUGGCUGAAACUGGCAAGACCUUUCUUACGAAGUGGAUCAGUAAAGGUGGUAAAGGUGAUUACUGGGAGCUUGAGGGACACAAUCAUCUCAGCCCGCCACUCGCGCUGGGCACAGGGAACGAAGAGGCUGAGGCCUGGGGUUUCGAGCUCGGCGUACGAUUAGCCCAAAUAAAUUAA
This is a messenger RNA of Exophiala aquamarina CBS 119918, 1014 nucleotides long. RefSeq lists its product as uncharacterized. The record is from RefSeq and is a predicted model, not a curated record. Bases 1 to 1014 code for a protein of 337 amino acids. NCBI's taxonomy places the organism in Eukaryota, Fungi, Ascomycota, Eurotiomycetes, Chaetothyriales, Herpotrichiellaceae. The transcript has a single exon.